Molecule: messenger RNA, 408 nt
Organism: Plasmodium malariae
Lineage: Eukaryota; Apicomplexa; Aconoidasida; Haemosporida; Plasmodiidae
Product: fam-m protein, fragment
Exons: 1
Coding region: 1-408 (135 amino acids)
Source: RefSeq, a predicted model, not a curated record
AUGGAAAACAUUUUUUUUUCAAAAAAAAAACGGAUUAAAAAAAAAGAUUACGAUCAUAUUCAUGAAAGAAACAGGAAAAUUUGUGAUAUAUCUUUAAGAAAAAUAAGAUUUAGAAAGUAUGGAAUUGGAGUUGCUAUUUUUUUUAUAUUUUUCUUGCUGGGAAUAGGAGUACCCGUAUUAUCAAGUUUACCGUCCUUGAAAGAGGCAGGGGAAAGCAUUACAAACAAUGGAAUAUUGAAAACAUUGAAAGAUAAUGUAGAAGCAUGGGGAGAAAACGUACUGUACUAUCUUAUUAUAGCAUUAUUUAGCGUAAUUAUGAUUAUGUUAGAUGUUAUGCUUAUAGUAGGGUUCUAUAAGAUUUUAAGAAAUAAUGAAAAAUAUAACAAAAUUAAGUUAAUAAAGGAGUAA